Messenger RNA from Leptidea sinapis, 2516 nucleotides. RefSeq lists its product as uncharacterized. The coding region runs from base 543 to 2369 and encodes 608 amino acids. NCBI's taxonomy places the organism in Eukaryota, Metazoa, Arthropoda, Insecta, Lepidoptera, Pieridae. The transcript has 7 exons. The record is from RefSeq and is a predicted model, not a curated record.
UUAUGAAAAAAUAAUUGCUCCGAGAAAUAUUUUAACGGAAUAAUCAUUGUUAUGAAUACCUGAGUGGAGGUUAAUGAAAACAGGCUCUAUUCCUAACAUAGAACACUUUUACUCUAACGAGAUGAUUCCCAUUAACUUCUGACUGCGGGUAGCACUGUGGGGUUCUUUUCUAACUUGUUAGAGUAAAUAUAUUUAGUUACCAGGUCAUAAUAUCUAAAAAAUACUUGCAGUUUACGCUUUUUCCUAUUUCAAACUUUUUUAAAGUACGCGCAAGAGUUCUCACUUCUCGUGCAAAGUAAAAACUAAUUGAAACUUCCAAAGUGCACUGCAUGUUAGAUGAUUGAGUUAUUGAGUACCUCAGUUGAUGUCUGCCUGGUAUGAAAUAUCCUGAAUAAAUAAUAAUAAAUUAGGUGUCUGACAGAAACUUUAUGUAGCAUAAUUAUGCAAGAGUUUUAUUAUAUUAAAGUUCUCUUAUAUAUUGUGAGAUCUUAUUUUAUAAUAAAAUAUUCGUUGUAAUAAUUAUCAGUACAAUCCGAAUAAAAAUGAGCCCACCAAAAAAGAAGACUAAAGUGGUCAUUCCAAUUAAUAACAAACGUGAAAAUGAUUGUGAUGAAGGACCAAGAAAACGUUGCAAAAGAGAAGUAUUAACUGAGGAUGUUCAAAGCAGAAGGCGGAAAAACUUUAUUAAAGCUUGCGAACAAGUAUCAUACAAUGCAUAUUUUGAUUACAAUAAAAGAUUACAUCUUAUUAGCUUGCCUACAUGCCUCAAUAUUGAUACAUGUGUGCACCAGGAAUUAAAAAAUAAAACAGAUAUGAAACAAAUACCAGGUCGAAUAGAAGAAGCAUUUAAAAUAGAAAUGAAGUCCAAUAUUUGGUGGGAUGCCCUGGAAGUGUGUUUUCUAUGUAUCACUCCAAAUCAGUAUUUAUCCCGCAAUAUAUUAAUGGAUGUGGUUGAAAUUAUGAUGAAUGCCCAUGAAGACACCACAUCAAAUUAUACAAUAUCUAGUCUUCUUGACCGAUGCCGUCACGUUUUAUCUUUAAAUUUUAACAUGCACCCACCAUGUCAUAUUAAAAGUAUUAGAAAAUGCUAUGUUAGUUUUCUAACAUCACCAAUGGAUUUUAAGCAGAAUACUUUUACAAAUAGAACUAGUUUUGGGUGUGAAAAAGGAAUAGUGAAGUAUUGUUUCAAUAGACUUGAAUAUGAAUUAAGCAUUGAGAGUCCAGAUGGUGCUUUAGUUGAAAAGACAAAGAACACACCAGAGGAAAUGAAGCAAAGUGUACAAGGCUUGCAUUGGCAAAAAGAAAAGUUUGAAAUUUUUGAGCUACUGGAACGGUCAGAUAGGAUAGAGAGAUUAAUGGCAGUUUUACAUAGUAUAAUAGAAUUAUUACAAUUUGAUUUAGCCAUCUGGCAUUCUAGGUAUACAAAUAAUGCAGGAAGCCACAUAAUGAGAUCACAUAAGCCUUUUAUGGCACAUAUUUUGUGGUCAAACAAUGUUCUGUAUACUGGAGCUGUCACAACAAACUGCCGACAAAUUUUAAAAUUGUUUGUAUAUUUUGUGCAUCUAAAGUAUCCAGAAAGACAUAUUAACACUUUAAUGGUAUGGCUGAAUGCUGUUAUACAGACAUUUUAUAUGUGUGAAAACAAUUCAUCAGGUGACUAUCCAAAUACAGGAAAAUAUUGCUCAGCAUUUGCUAAUGAGUUUUAUAAGAUCAUUGCAGAAUUGCCCCCAAAAUCUAUAAUAAGAGUACUAGAAAGGAUAAAUCCCAUCUUCAUGAGAAGUUUAAUUGGCCAGAAACACAUACAAAAUAUAUUAUCUAUAUGUCAUGAUGAAGAUAUUAUUAAAAUAUUCUUAAACUUCAUGUUAAAUUCUCAGUGGCAGAGUUUUCCUAUAGGAGAUCCGAUUCAAGUUCCCGAAUCUUUAGUUGCAAAACAUAUUAAGCCUAGUAAACUUUUAAAAUACCUUGCAAAAUUAACUCGAAAUGUACUCAAGUCAAAUAAUAAUUUGGUAUCAGAAGCUCAAGAUGGUUAUGCAAAAUAUGACAGAAUAGUGGAUUUACAGGUUGAUAAAUUUGAUCAGAAUCAUGUUAUCACAAGUAUUUAUGUAGCCUUUCAUGCAUAUUUAGAAGCAUAUAGUAUUCCAAAAGUUCAAGAAACCUUAGACACCUUAAAUAAGAUGUUAUAUGAUGACAGUAGUAAUAAUAGGGAGGACUUAAAAUCAUAUUCAGUGUCGGAAACAUUUAUAAAAAAGUACAGAUCAAUAUUUCAGAGCCUUCAAGAACUAAUGCAUGUGUUACAAAAUAAGAAGAGAGAUGAUGAAUAUUCACAUAUCUUAAAAGUUUUUGAAAGCAUAGAAUUUUUAGGGUUAUAGAAUUACAUAAUUGUGUUUUAGUUAUAUCUGUAAAUAUUAAUUGGAUUUUCAUGUUAAAUUUUAUUAUUAUAAUAUUUUGAUUUGAUUGCAGAAUUGUUACAUUAUUAUUUUUAAAACCACUCAAAUAAAAUAAAAAUAUUUCUUCAA